AUGAAAUAUUUUUAUUAUUUUGCUUACGGUAGUAAUUUAUUGAAAGAGAGAAUCCGGGUACAGAAUAAGGGUGCUGAGUAUGUUUGUAAUGGAACUCUUAAUGGUUUUAAACUAGCAUUUGUACACGAAUCACAGAGAUGGAAAGGAGGCUUAGCUACCAUCUUAGGUGAUGAGAAAGAGCAGGUUUGUGGUUGCGUAUGGAAAGUUCCUUUGGAGUAUUCUCCAGAAUUGGAUAAACAAGAGUGUGGAUAUCACAGGCUCACAGUGCCGGUUCAAUGCGCUGAGUCAGUGAUCGAAUGUAGAACUUAUCAGUUUUCUGAUCUGGAUGCAGAACUCAAGAAACCAUCACCACAUUACAAGACUGUGAUAUUAGCAGGAGCUGUAGAGCAUGGACUACCCGAACCGUAUAUCAAGAAGUUGUACGGUAUUGAUGAUAACGGUUUUCGAGGAGUAGUCGAGGUUGACUUAGAUGUCAUAAGAACUUUAAAUGUUCAAAAAUAA
Molecule: messenger RNA, 501 nt
Organism: Auanema sp. JU1783
Lineage: Eukaryota; Metazoa; Nematoda; Chromadorea; Rhabditida; Rhabditidae
Source: the annotation of a GenBank genome assembly